This is a messenger RNA of Striga asiatica, 351 nucleotides long. NCBI's taxonomy places the organism in Eukaryota, Viridiplantae, Streptophyta, Magnoliopsida, Lamiales, Orobanchaceae. The record is from the annotation of a GenBank genome assembly.
AGAAGUGACGUGCCUUGCCUUUAUUUAAAGAAUUUCUCAUUCGAUCUUCUUCCUGAUGCUGCUAACCGGGAUCUAUAUCCAAGCAAUAGAAGACUGUUCUGGGGUACUACUAUAUCAGAACUAGUCGAAUCACCAAUAAGAAGGAUAAAGCGCACAUAUGCGAAAAAUCCAAAACGCCAUGGAAGGCCAGAGAGAGACACACAAAUCUCUCCAGUGCACACCAACAUCAACUUAAAAAAGGCUUCUAUUGAAAGCGGUGUCGCUGUCGGUGAUAGUAAAAAGGCUGACUCUGAAAUGUCCUAUCAUACCUACAGCUGCGGAAUAGCUAUUGAGAAAGGGAAUGGGAACUGA